Molecule: messenger RNA, 1400 nt
Organism: Aspergillus sclerotioniger CBS 115572
Lineage: Eukaryota; Fungi; Ascomycota; Eurotiomycetes; Eurotiales; Aspergillaceae
Product: NAD(P)/FAD-dependent oxidoreductase
Exons: 2
Coding region: 79-1392 (437 amino acids)
Molecular function (GO): sarcosine oxidase activity; flavin adenine dinucleotide binding; saccharopine oxidase activity
Source: RefSeq, a predicted model, not a curated record
CAAUUGGAGCGGCAUUUAUCAAGAAUCUUUUUACCCCCCACCGUAUUCAUGGUCGCUCCUAACAAUACACGAUUCACAAUGGCGAUCACCAAAUCUUCCUCGAUCCUGAUCGUCGGCGCUGGUACCUGGGGUUGCUCGACUGCCCUUCACCUGGCUCGCAGAGGUUACACCAACGUAACCGUCCUAGAUCCCUACCCUGUCCCAUCCGCCAUUUCCGCAGGAAAUGAUGUCAACAAAGUCAUUUCCUCCGGUCAAUACAGCAACAGAAAGGAUGAGAUCGAGGUGAACGAAAUUCUGGGAGAACAAGCUUUUCAGGGCUGGAAGAACGACCCUCUCUUCCAACCAUACUAUCACGAUGUCGGUCUUCUCAUGUCAGCUUGCACCUCAGCUGGCCUGGACCGCCUUGGUGUUCGAGUGAGGCCUGAAGAGGAUCCAAACAUGGUUGAGAUGUCGCGCCCAGAGCAGUUCCGUGAUCUGGCGCCUGCUGUACUCAAGGGUGAUUUCCCUGGCUGGAAGGGUUACUUCCUUCGCUCCGGUGCCGGUUGGGCCCAUGCUCGAAACGCUUUGGUUGCGGCCGCAAAGGAAGCACAAAGACUGGGGGUCAAAUUUGUUGCUGGAUCACCGGCCGGCAGAGUCAUCACUCUGGUUUUCGAAAACAACGACGUCAAGGGUGCCGUAACUGCAGACGGCAAGAUCUGGCGUGCGGAACAGACGAUCCUGUGCGCUGGUGCAAAUGCAGGACAAUUUUUGGAUUUCAAGGACCAGCUGCGUCCGACUGCAUGGACGCUCGUACACAUCGCCUUGAAGCCCGAGGAGCGUGCGCUCUACAAGGACAUGCCGGUCAUCUUCAAUAUCGAAAAGGGCUUCUUCUUUGAGCCGGAUGAGGAGCGUGGCGAGAUCAAGAUCUGUGAUGAGCAUCCAGGAUACACGAAUAUAGUCCAAUCACCAGAAGGAAAGCUACAGAGUCUUCCCUUCGAGAAAACUCAGGUCCCCUUGGAGUCCGAGAAGAGAGUUCGUGCACUUCUCAGAGAGACCGUGCCUCAGUUGGCAGACCGUCCAUUCAGCUUCGCAAGAAUCUGUUGGUGUGCUGACACCGCAAACCGCGAGUUCAUCAUUGACCGUCACCCCCAACAUAAAUCACUCAUUCUGGGGUGUGGUGCUUCUGGCAGAGGCUACAAAUACCUACCAUCCAUCGGAAGCCUGAUCGUUGAUGCCUUGGAGGACAAGGUUCCUCAGAAGAUCCAUGAGCUCAUAAAAUGGAGCCCCGAGAUUGCUUCGGACAGAAACUGGAAUGACACCCUGGGCCGCUUUGGAGGGCCCAACAGAGUUAUGGACUUUCAUGAGGUCAAGGAAUGGACCAAUGUACAGCAUAGAGACAUCUCCAAGUUGUAAGAAUAAUG